CUGAACAUUUGAGUAUGUCAGAGGUCCACAGUUGUAACUCGCAAUUCACGUGUGACAGGAGGAAAGAAAAACUAUCUGCACUUAGUUGCUGUAUUGGAGUGAAAGCAAAUCUCAGAUUUACCUUCAGAUAGAUUCCUUUCUUGUGAUUAUUAUAUCGAAAUCAGUGAAAUGGAGUUAUGGCUCUUGACCAACAAGCUACUAUGUUUUUGAGCACAUUGACUCCAAAAUUUUAUGUUGCCCUCACUGGAACAUCAUCAUUAAUAUCAGGAUUAAUUUUGAUAUUUGAAUGGUGGUAUUUUCGUAAAUAUGGAACCUCAUUUAUUGAACAAGUAUCACUGAACCACAUUAGUCCGUGGAUAGGUGGGGGUGAUACAAAUGGAGACACUAAUAAUAUUUCAACAAAUGCAAAUACAACUUCAACAAAUCAACAGCCUGUGCCUGAAUGCAAAGUCUGGAGGAACCCACUGAAUUUGUUUCGUGGGGCUGAAUACCAGAGAUUUUAUUGGGCUACUAAUAAAGAACCCUUAACAUAUUAUGACAUGAACUUAUCAGCCCAAGACCAUCAAACCUUUUUCACUUGUGAAGGUGAUUGUGGGAAGGGUGAAUAUGAAAUCAUGCAGACUGCUUGGCGGGAAAGAAAUCCUGUUGCUCGAAUAAAAGCUGCUCAUGAAGCAUUGGAAAAAAAUCCAGAUUGUGCUCCGGCUUAUAUUCUGCUGGCAGAAGAAGAAGCGACCACAAUUCUGGAAGCAGAAAAAAUUCUAAAACAAGCACUCCGAGCAGCAGAAAUGAAUUAUAGAAAAUCUCAACAAGUUCAGCAUCAAGGAUCUAUAAUGGAGUCUUUACAUAGGCGAGAUACAAAUGUCUUGAUCUACAUUAAAAGAAGACUAGCAAUGUGUGCUCGGAAGUUGGGAAAACUUAAAGAGGCUGUGAAGAUGUUCCGUGAUUUGACAAAAGAGGUUCCUCCUAUCAUGAAUGUUUUAAAUAUUCAUGAAAAUCUGAUAGAAACACUUUUAGAAAUGCAAGCAUACGCAGAUGUUCAAGCAGUUCUAGCAAAAUAUGAUGAUAUAAGCUUGCCCAAGUCUGCAACGAUAUGUUACACUGCAGCAUUGCUUAAGGCUCGAGUUGUUGCUGACAAGUUUUCACCUGAUAUUGCUAGUAAAAGAGGCUUGACUACAGCUGAAAUGACAGCAGUGGAGGCCAUUCACAGAGCAGUAGAAUUUAAUCCACAUGUUCCCAAGUAUCUCCUGGAAAUGAAACCAUUAAUUCUUCCUCCUGAACAUGUUCUCAAAAGAGGAGAUUCUGAAGCAAUAGCAUAUGCAUUCUUUCAUCUACCUCAUUGGAAACAGGUGGAAGGUGCUCUAAAUUUAUUACAUUGUACAUGGGAAGGAACAUUUCGUAUGCUUCCAUAUCCUCUGGAACGAGGACACUUGUUUUAUCCCUACCCUACAUGUACUGAAUGUGCCGAUCGUGAACUGUUGCCUGCUUUCCAUGAAGUCAGUGUAUAUCCCAAAAAGGAGUUGCCGUUCUUCAUUCUAUUCACAGCUGGUUUGUGUUCAUUUACUGCUUUGCUGGCUCUUCUUACUCAUCAGUAUCCUGAACCCAUGGGAGUUGUAGCCAAAGCAAUGUUGGGGUGGGUUUCGUUACCCUUUCACUAUCUUCUUGACAAGUUAGAAGCAAUUUUACCUUCAAACCUUCUGCAGCAGUUAUCGAGGAUAUGAAGUGGAAGUGCUGUGAGGAAGUUGUAUGUGAUUUGAUUUUCAAAUUAAUGCACUUCAGGAGACAAAAGAUACUCUAGUGGGUGCAAAAGUAUGCUCAAGCUUUUUCCACGUUGUUGUGCUAGUUGCUCUAGCAUUUAGGCAACUAUUUUAUGAAGACUGAAUGCUGAAUAUUGGAACAAGCUUGCUGUUUCAACUUCAGGAAUACGCUAUGCAAGGCCAUAGGCCAAACCAAAAGUGCAAAUGAAUGUACUAAUUUUUUUAUGUUAGCUGUCAGAACUAUGAAAUAUGCAUGUGUGUGAAUUUCAGUUUUAUGUCAAACUGUCAGUUGCCAUCUGACAUUUUUAUUGCAAUAAAUGAAUGAUUUGAGUGAUUAUUUUAAAAUUGAAGAAAAUAGCUGAUUGCCUUUUUAUACAUGUAUUUGGCAUUGCUUUCCUCAGUACCAACAAAAUGAAUGAAAUUUCCUGUUCUUGUCAUCAUACACUGUCAGAAAGUGAAAGAAGAACUCAUUGAUGUUUCUGACAAUUUGUUUCCACAAAACAUUACAAUUUUCAUAUUGAAAUAGUUUGCUGCUUAAUUCCGGAAAUACCAUCUCGAAUUCUAUUUUAUUGGGUUACUGUGCCAUUUACAAAUAUUUAACGAAGAGAGUUCACCUUUCCAUGGUCCUUCAGUCACUCAGUAUUUUAUAAAAGUAUACAGACCUGAAACAAUUGUCCAGUUAUACUACCUACUUGCUCUUCUGUUGAUUGUGAUCAUGAUUAGGAUUAUGCUGUGUAAAGAUCUUAAUAAUGCAUUGUUACUCCUUGAAGGUUAUGUUUACAUUGUAGAUAUUUUGUAAACAAAAUUCCCCAGUUUGUGCUGCCAUUGCAUUUAAUGUUCCUCAUAAGAAUCUCUCUCAGCAAAUCUAAUUCCUCAAGAUCUUUAUAGAGUGUACAAUUACAUUUGUUUCUAUAGAAGCCAUUAAUACUUUAUUACAAGUUGACACAAGAUAAUUCACCUCUUGAAGAUCAUGUCUUUCCUCAAGUGUUGCAUUUGUAUAAGUGUUGCGUAUUUGAUUGUAAUCAUGUGUUUUUUAUGUACAUCCAGCCAGCCAGACUGAGCAACACUAUUAAAACUUUUUGUUUCUUGUUGUUAAAAAGAAAUGUUUUCACCUUUUGCCUGACAUACUUCACAUCUAAAUUGAAAGUAGAAUUACUCGUUCCGAAUCACAUUUUUGUUGGCUUAUUGAAGCAAUACCAGUUCUGCUUCAGUGGGUUGUGAUUAAAAUCAUAUCACAACCUGCUCAAUGUCCUUGAAUAUUUGCAAUAUUUCAGAUUUCCAAAAUUGUGUGUUUUUAUUUUGUUCUUUGUUGUUUUUUUCACUUUCUGCUUGUGUAUGUAAUUCUUUCUAAUGGUACUGAAAUAGAAAUACAUGUAAGUUGAAAUUUCAGAUAUUGAAAAAUAUUAUAACUUUGUUCCUGUCAUUACUAGUGGUCUUCACUCUUCUGUAAUUUAAAGUUUAAGUUUGAAGGUCUGUUGAGAAGUUCCUGGACUGAUACUUAAAAGCAAGAAGCACUUCUGAGACAGUGUUCACAUUCAAGCCCUGUAAUAAUUCUCAUAAAAUUUAUUCUUUUAUUAUGUGAAAGUACAGCCCCAAACUUUUCUAUUACCUGUUUUAACUUCCUUUUUUUAAUUUGAUUUUAAGCACAUUAAGGUAUGUUAAUAAUGUCAUCUUAAUAUUUUCAGGUAGGUUUUUAAUGAUUUUCAUCUUUCAUUUUCUAGUUGCUUAAAUAGAAAGCAUGAUGAUAAAUGCCACAAACAACUUUCAUGUUUAUUUAGUAUCUAAAAUGAAUGUUGCCAUUAAAUAUGUGUUGAUUUUAAAGUAGUCGAAUUUGUGUUGAAGCUUGUUUUUUAACCAUUUCUCAAAUGAAAUGGAAAAAUUUACUUUUGUUCUCCAUUGUUUUGAAGUGUGGUUGAGAUGUUUCUUUGAAGCAACCACCCUUAGUACCAGAAAGUUGGCAUUAAAAUUUACUGAUUACAAGUGUGGCGUUUAGUGCAAAUACUUCAGCAUUCAUAAUGUGCCCUUUAGCAUUACACAAACUUAUAGCAAAGUAUUAUUCCUUCAGUAUUCAGUGUCUUAAUAUAUAAUAGAGGCAGUCUGGAAACUUUUCAACACAAUUUUUUCUUUAUUUAUUUUGUAUUUUAAUUUUUCUGAAGACAAUCAGUAUUUUAAAUUGUGGUGAACCAUGUUAUUAAUUACUUAGUGCUCUUAAUUUGUGAUUUCAAACUUGUAAUUGGGCUAUAACACUUAAGUAGAGGAAAGAAUCCAUUUUGUAGAUUUUAAGCAGUAUUUUGAGAAGUCUUCCCAAAAACUAUGUGUAACUGGGUCGAACUAUGUCUGGCAGUUAUUAAUGUGAAAAACACUGAUCAGGUUUACAAGAAAUAGUGUUUCAACAAAUGGUGGCAAUUUGGCCAGACUUGAGUUCAAGUCUUGGAAAUGUGAUACAUGAAAAACAAUUUAUAAGUUCAUAUUGUUUUCCAGAAUAAAAAAAAUGAUCCAUCCAUAAAUGUAAUCCACAACUUUAUUUUGAAAGCUAUUGAUUGUUCAUGUUCAGUUUGCAUUGUAUGUAUAAAUAUGGUACAAAAGUGUAGUGUACGUAAGAAACAUACAAAGAUGGAAACUUCUAAAUGUUUCAAAAUGGUACAUGUUUUAGUUACAUGUGAUGAAUCAAUUUAAGGACAUUGUGCUUUAAAGUAUUGUUAGCAAAAUGUAUAACAAUGCUGUACUGUGGUUUUUGCUCUUUUGAGCAUGAAAUAUAUUCCUUAGUGCCUUCAUCUUCUGUGAGAUAGAUGCAUCUUUAUAGUACAAUAAGUAAUAAAGAAUUGUAGAGUUUCUAAAACGUUUUAAAUUUACUGUUGCCUAGUUGUGGGAAUGAUUUUGUCUGUGUUGAGUGCAUUAAUUGCCUUUUAGUGUGCUGAAUAUUCUUUCCUCAAUUUUUAUUGAGUAUGUAUAUAUAUAUAUAUAUUAAUUUUUGAAUAUAUGAGUGAAGAUUGUUCAGUUAAACUGCAACAAUUUUCUUUGGAACUUAGUCCAUAAUAGUUGAUAACUUAUAUGAACAUUUUCAUUAUUCUUUUGUCAUAAAUAUUGUCCUGUUCUCUCCUAAUUUCAAAUUGGGAUUGGGAUUGGGAUUGUGACAAUUUGGCAUUGGUAGAGCUGCAAUAAAAUGUGUGUGAUAUAUUUAAUGACUUUUGAAACAUUCCAAUUUCUUCAGGUAUUUUAUCUGUAAUUACAGAAAAUAAUUAUAGGUGUCUGUUAUCUAUGUUGCAGUACUUGUUAUUGCAUGUUCUUUAUUUUUCUGCUCUGUGAAUGUUUUAAAUGAAAUUCUUGUUUUAUUUGUGGAUUUUUAUUUAUCAUCCUAUUCUUAAUUAUAAGCUUUGAUACAAGUCCUGUAAAUAUAUUGUAUCACUAUGGUACCAUGGUACCACAAUGAUAAAAUACACAUACCUCUGUCAAUUACUUUAAGUAUUUGGCAUGAGGGAAUAUUAGCAAAUAUUUGUGUGAAAUAUUGUAAAAAAUAUUUAUGUUCCUUCUAUAUACCUAAGUUAUGUUUUGUGUUUUAUGUUGUUCAAAAGUUUCUGUUAAACAUUUUCAUGGCUUUUCUUCAAAAUCUGUUAGUAAUAUUAAUAGAAAUAUAUGGCACAAAUCUGGGCCAGAUAUUUUUUAAAAAUAUAGAUUAUGCUUGUUAUUGCUUAAUUUACAAUUCAUAUCACAAAUUUUCUAGUCAACCAACAAAUAGAAUGUUGGAUAUUACUAAGAUGAAGUGUACACACAAUGCUUAAAAAAAAUACAAAGGAGAUAGAAUUUGCAAAUUUGUAGCCGUACUGCAGCAUAAAAGAUGUAAAAAUUUCCAUUGAGCUAGAAAUCUAUUCAACAUAUUUAUAUUAAAUCCAGGAAUCGUUUUGGAUGUGUACAUCUUAACAAUUCACUUGUUUAAUAGCAGGGUAUUAGAUGUGAAAUCUAGGCAAGUAUGUUUAUAGAUGUUAAUGAUCUAUUAGGAAAGACUAAUGUCCAUAAAAAAUGCACAAAGAAAUGUAUAAUUAUUUUUGUAUCAGCACAAAGCGUUCACAUUAAAAUUUUUGCUUUUACAUUGCAAAGUAUAUAACAUUAUUCAAAAUAUUGAAUUGCAAUUUCAGAUCCUCAUUAUAUUCUACUGACAUGAAAUAAAUUUAAAUUGCUAAUUUCAAAAGAUAAUUUAUAUGAGUAUAAUAAAAUUUCACCAAAAAGUUUUCUCAGAACAUUCAUUACAUUUUUUUAAAAUAAGAAAUUUGUUGAAAAGAAGUAAUGCAAUUCUCGUUUCUAAUUAAUAAAAUGACGCAACAAAUUAGUAUUGCACAGUAAUUCAAGCUGUCUGUAGACAAAAUAUUUUAUUUGGCUGGUUGUAAUUUUGUUAAAAGCUUUGCUCCUCUCAUUUUUAUGAUAUUAAAUUAUUUUGGGGUAAAACAUUCAUGUAUAUAGAUGUACAAAUAAGAAGCACA
Molecule: messenger RNA, 6229 nt
Organism: Gryllus bimaculatus (two-spotted cricket)
Lineage: Eukaryota; Metazoa; Arthropoda; Insecta; Orthoptera; Gryllidae
Source: the annotation of a GenBank genome assembly